CUUUUCCAUUCUUCUUCAUCUUUGAAGUUUUCUUGAUCAUAAAAUUUGUGAAGUUCUUUUAACUUUUUUUUUCUUUUCUGGAAGAGCUACAAGAGCAGUUUGUUAUUUGGGAUUUCGGAAAAAGAAAAUGGUGAAAGAAACUGAAUAUUAUGAUGUUCUUGGUGUUAGUCCUUCAGCAUCUGAAGAGGAGAUUCGCAAGGCCUAUUAUCUCAAGGCCAGGCAAGUUCACCCUGAUAAAAAUCCAGAUGAUCCUCUUGCUGCACAAAGAUUUCAGGAAUUAGGGGAGGCAUAUCAGGUUUUGAGUGAUCCAGUACAAAGAAAUGUAUAUGAUCAAAAUGGCAAGUCUUGUGUCUCUAGGGAAACUAUGCUUGAUCCAACUGCUGUGUUUGCACUCCUCUUUGGGAGCGAACUUUUUGAAGACUACAUCGGACAUCUUUCUGUGGCAUCAAUGGCUUCCUCUGAAUUAGUUGGCGAAAAUGACAACCCUGAGAAAAUCCAUGAUAGACUCAAGGGUGUCCAAAAGGAAAGGGAAGAAAAACUUGCCUGGUUACUCAAAGAUUUUCUUCAACAAUACGUUCGUGGUGACAGAGUAGGAUUUCUACGACGUGCUGAAUCUGAAGCUGAACGGCUUUCACAAGCAGCAUUUGGAGCUGAGAUUCUUCAAACUAUUGGAUACAUAUACACAAGACAGGCAGCCCAAGAGCUUGGAAAGAAAGCAAUUUACUUGGGAGUUCCAUUUAUGGCCGAGUGGGUUCGCAACAAAGGUCAUUUCUGGAAAUCACAGCUCACAGCAGCAAAAGGUGCUUUUCAACUGCUGCAACUUCAAGAAGAUGUUCGUCGCCAGUUUAAAAUGGAUGGUAGUGGCCCUGAAAAUGACGUUGAAUCACAUCUAAGAUUAAACAGAGAAACACUAAUGAAUUCGUUGUGGAAACUAAACGUUGUAGACAUUGAAGUAACUCUUUUGCAUGUCUGCCAAUUGGUGCUACAAGAAGGCAAUGUGAAGAAGGAAGAACUCAAGAAACGAGCGAUGGCUUUAAAGAUUUUGGGGAAAGUAUUUGAGAGGGAGAAGUGCGGACAAGGUGUUGGGACUUCAAAAAAGAAGACGAUAGGUGAUAUAAAUGCAGAGGAAACCAGUUCUGAUAGCAGUGAUGAUGAGGAAGACUCACAAAGAACACUAAAUUAUAAAACUCCUCUACUCACACAGGGAAUAGGCAGACUCUUUAGAUGUCUGUGUAAUCCAGCAUUCGACGUGGAUGAUGAAGAGAUUGUGUACAAAGGCAAGUGAUCAUCUUUGAGAAAUUGAGAAGAAAUUGUGGUUUCAUAUUCAUGAUACAACAACAAGACAUAUAUUAACCAAUCCCACAUAUCAUAUCAUAUACCGUUGUGGUACCCAUAAUUGAAAAACUCAGAAAGGCGUAAGCACAAAAGCUUUUGUUUGUAAUUGCAGUCUGUAAUGAAAUGUUGUUUGAAGUGGUAAUAUAAAAAUAAUUGUUCCUAGAACAAAAACGAAAAAAAUAAGUUAGCAAAAUGAAUUUGGCUAUUGUGCCUCUGUUUGAUAUGUUAAUAAUCACAUGGGAAGAUGUUUUUUUAACUUGAAGCUUCAAUUAGGGAACUGAACUGGUAAUCGCCUAUGUUCAAUAACAAUCCACUCCACACUACUUAAUUAUAUAUACAAAAUUUUCUUAUCAAAAAGUGGCUUAAUGUUCGCCGUCCAAUGUUGAUAUUACUUCUAUAAAUUCACAUCUAAUGUUUCAGUUUUCUUUUUCAUGCCAUUUCAGCAAAUCAAUUACUUUUGUCUUUUAAACAAGUAGAUUAUUUCUUUCGCCAUUUGACGCCUUCUGGCUUCCCCUUCACUAUAAGUUUCUUGAGUAUCUUAUUUCGGAUUGUGUAUUAUAUUAACACACCAGAACAAUAAUUCCUUUAAUUUUUAGUAAAACAAAGACACCAGAAAGAAAGAUUGUUUUCCCUUGGCCGAAGUUAUUACGAGCUUUCCCUCAACCGUUCAAAACUACCAAAAUUGUGGAAAAAAAAUUAAUCACGAGCAUGUUUCAAACCAACAAUAUUAAGCAAUAGCCACCAUUCACUAAUUUAGAUCAUAUUCAUUUACUAAAAGUACCUACAUUUAAAACUUUAAGUUACAUAACAUCAGCUCUUCACCACUCCGAAUUACUUUAUUUCUACAACUUACAUCCUCUUCUCACUUAUGUCAUCGUGACACCCUUUUCUAAAACCUGAUGAUACAGUAUAUUAUACGGUUCAAUAAAAGACAAACAUUCUCACAUCAGCAUUGAAAAUCUAGAGGAAGAGACAAGUCUGAUGUUAUGUUAUCAAUGACGUGCAAGUUAAGGCAAUGUCUACGUCUUAAAAAAAACAUUAACUUCAAUUCAACAUCUUCUACUUUGUUUCUAAUAAAACAACUAAGCCAUUUGUUUGAUAUGCAAGUUGUAACUAGGCAUGAUUCGAGAUGGAACUUUCUGCUUCUGUUUUAAACUCGAACUAAGGUGUGAGAUUAUCAAUUGAAGUCCAGAGGUAUUGCCACCAUUUUGAAACAUGACAUAUCAAGCUUUUUUCUCCUUAUGUUUUAGGGGUGAAGCAUGAAAUAGAAGUCUUUCACAAAACAUUUAAACACAUGAUAGGAGUCAGAAUAACAUAAACCAACAAGUUAUCAGUCCAAAAGAUUAAACAAACAGAACGGAUUGGCUUAUACAGCCAAGAAUGUCCAG
This is a messenger RNA of Nicotiana tabacum (common tobacco), 2723 nucleotides long. The record is from RefSeq and is a predicted model, not a curated record. Lineage: Eukaryota; Viridiplantae; Streptophyta; Magnoliopsida; Solanales; Solanaceae.